Molecule: messenger RNA, 2116 nt
Organism: Lycium ferocissimum
Lineage: Eukaryota; Viridiplantae; Streptophyta; Magnoliopsida; Solanales; Solanaceae
Product: heat shock cognate 70 kDa protein-like
Exons: 3
Coding region: 60-1718 (552 amino acids)
Biological process (GO): cellular response to unfolded protein; protein refolding
Cellular component (GO): cytoplasm
Molecular function (GO): ATP-dependent protein folding chaperone; ATP hydrolysis activity; ATP binding
Source: RefSeq, a predicted model, not a curated record
UUCAUCUCUUUCUCAAAUUAGCAAAAACUAACGUAGCUCUCUUUCUCUGUAACGUAGCUAUGGCCGGAAAAGGAGAAGGUCCGGCUAUCGGAAUUGAUCUCGGAACAACGUAUUCUUGCGUGGGCGUUUGGCAACAUGAUCAUGUUGAGAUCAUCGCAAAUGACCAAGGCAACCGUACCACGCCAUCUUACGUUGCUUUCACUGAUACGGAACGUCUCAUUGGUGAUGCAGCUCAGAAUCAGGUUGCCAUGAACCCUACUAACACUGUUUUCGAUGCGAAGCGCCUUAUUGGGAGGAGGGUUAGCGAUCCGACUUUACUGAGUGACAUGAAAAUGUGGCCAUUUAAAGUUAUUGCUGGACCUGGUGAAAAGCCAAUGAUCGGUGUAAACUACAAGGGUGAAGAGAAGCAGUUUGCGGCUGAAGAAAUCUCAUCUAUGGUACUUACAAAGAUGAAGGAAAUCGCCGAAGCCUUCCUUGGAUCAACUGUAAAGAAUGCUGUGGUAACAGUACCUGCAUACUUCAAUGACUCACAACGUCAGGCUACUCAGGACGCUGGUGUCAUUGCUGGUCUAAAUGUCACGCGUAUUAUCAAUGAGCCUACGGCUGCUGCCAUUGCUUAUGGUCUGGAUAAAAAAACUAGUAGUGAAGGUGAGAAGAACGUGCUUAUCUUUGAUCUUGGUGGUGGUACUUUUGAUGUCUCCCUUCUUACAAUCGCAGAGGGAAUUUUUGAGGUGAAAUCCACAGCAGGGGAUACUCAUCUUGGAGGAGAAGAUUUUGACAGCAGAUUGGUUGCUCACUUUGUUUUGGAAUUCAAGAGAAAGCAUAGGAAGGACUUUACAAGUAAUAAGACAUCAUUAAGGAGAUUGAGGACAGCUUGUGAGAGGGCGAAGAGAACUCUUUCUUCCACUGCACAGGCGACUGUUGAAAUCGAUUCGUUAUAUGAGGGAAUUAACUUCAACUCCACCAUCACGCGUGCCAAGUUCGAGGAGUUGAACAUGGAACUCUUCAAGAAGUGUUUGGAUCCAGUUGAGAAAUGUUUGAGGGAUGCUAGAAUGGACAAGAACAAUGUUCAUGAAAUCGUUCUUGUUGGUGGAUCAACUAGAAUUCCAAAGGUACAACAGCUGUUGCAGGACUUCUUUAAUGGGAAGGAGCUUUGCCAGAGCAUCAACCCCGACGAAGCUGUUGCCUAUGGUGCUGCUGUGCAAGCAGCCAUUCUUAGUGGAGAGGGUAAUGAGAAGCUUCAAAGUUUGCUCCUUUUGGAUGUCACCCCUCUAUCAGUAGGACUCGAAAUUGCGGAAGGACUUAUGACAGUCUUGAUUCCAAGGAACACCACGAUUCCCGCUAAGAAAGAGCAGAUUUUCUCGACUUACUCCGAUAACCAACCCGGAGUUUUAAUUCAGGUUUAUGAGGGAGAGAGAGCACGGACAAGAGACAACAAUUUGUUAGGUAAAUUCGAGCUCUCUGGUAUACCUCGUGUACCAAGAGGUAUUCCUCAGAUCACUGUCUGCUUCGGUAUCGAUGCCAAUGGCAUCUUAAAUGUCUCCGCUGUGGACAAAACUACCGGACAGAAGAACAAGCUUACAGUUACAAAUGACAAAGGUAGGCUAUCGAAGGAAGAAAUCGAAAAAAUGGUCCAGGAUGCUGAGAAGUACAAGGCGGAUGACGAAGAACACAAGAAAAAAGUAGAGGCUAAAAGUACAUUGGAGAACUCUGCUUGAAACAUGAAGAACACAAUGAAGGAUGAGAAGAUUUGCGCUAAGCUUAGCCCGGAAGAUAAGAAAAAGAUCAAGGAUGCUAUCGAUCAAACAAUUUCAUGGCUUGAAAGCAACGAACUUGCAGAGGCUGAUGAGUUUGAAGACAAAAUGAAGGAGAUUUAAGGCAUUUGCAAUCCCAUUAUUGCCAAGAUGUAUCAGGAUGGAGGUGCACCUAUGAGUGAAGGUCCACCAUCUGCUGGUGCUACUGCUGCAGAUCCCAAGAUUGAGGAGGUGGACCAAGUGAAGUGAUACAUAGAACAAUUUAUUUAUUUUUGUUUCUAUUAGUGUAGAAACAUAGCUAGAUUUAUUUGUUUUUGUCUUUUCAUUUGGUUUAAGACUAUCAAAAUGGUGAUGUUCAUUCA